AUGUUUUUCAACUUCAAGUUUCAAUUACUGUUGUUGACCUUCCUCGGACUCAAUACCAUAUACGCUGCCCCUCUACCCGAAGACACCCAUGCACAAAUUACUAAGAGGGGCGCCAGUUUGAAUGAGUUCUUAAAUAUUCUCAUUGGCCACCUACCUGUGAUCAGCGAGUCUCUCACCAAGGGGACAGCUAUCAUCACCGAUUUCAGCAAAUUACUCGGCAUUUUAACCGGCGCGCAAGAAACCUAUAAUGAAGCUGGUGGGGCGUGUAAAGAAUGGACCGUGGUGUUUGCGCGCGGUACAGCUGAGCCGGGAAAUGUUGGGGUUCUCGUCGGGCCACCCUUAUUCGAUGCCCUUCUAGACACAUUCGGUGAUUCUGCACUCACUAUUCAGGGUGUCAACAACUACGUGGCAUCUGUCCAAGGAUAUUUGUCUGGUGGAGAUGCGGCUGGAAGCACAGAAAUGGCGCGACAAAUCGAGGCGGUGAAAUCGCAAUGCCCCAAGACCAAGCUCAUUGCCUCUGGAUAUUCUCAGGGUUGUCAAAUUGUGCACAAUGCCGUUUCGAAGCUCCAGGCCACAACCGCAAGCUGGAUUAGCAGCGUAUUAUUGUUUGGAGAUCCCAAAAAUACCCAGCCUCUGUCGAAUGUUCCUGCAUCCAAGGUAUACACAGCAUGUCAUGCCGGGGAUGAUAUCUGCAAAAAUGGUAUCUUGAUUGGCCCUGCCCAUUUGACUUAUGCCUUGAAUGUCGAGGACGCUGCCAAUUUUGCUAAAAAUGCAGCAUGA
Messenger RNA from Penicillium manginii, 780 nucleotides. RefSeq lists its product as uncharacterized. Lineage: Eukaryota; Fungi; Ascomycota; Eurotiomycetes; Eurotiales; Aspergillaceae. The transcript is spliced from 4 exons. Gene Ontology annotation, biological process: carbohydrate catabolic process. Bases 1 to 780 code for a protein of 259 amino acids. Gene Ontology annotation, molecular function: cutinase activity. Gene Ontology annotation, cellular component: extracellular region. The record is from RefSeq and is a predicted model, not a curated record.